AUGGUCGUGGGCCACCGACCCGUCGUCGCCGUCGUCGUCGCCGCCCUCGUCGGCGCGUGCGCCCUGGCGGUCCUGGGCCGCGGGGCGCGCCGGCAAGCCCAGGCGUCGCUCCGCGCGUCGGCCAUCGGCACGAACGUGCCCAUGUCGGCGAAGAAGGUGGCGAUGGUGGAGCUCAUCGCCCAGUUCGAGCUCGCCCAGGACUGCUUCGAGUCCAUGGCCUACGCCUACUGCGCCUACAGCGUCUGCACCGUGGCCGAGGAGAACCCGACGCACCCGACGGCGGAGCCGACGGCCGCGUACUGCUCCUGCGUCAUCGAGAACGGCGCGCCGGACAUCGACCUGAGCGUGGACACGGGCCUGGCCCAGUUCCUGUUGGACCGGUCCAACACGUUCGUGGCCGUCGUGGAGGGCGUCGCGUCCGGGAGCCUGUCCGUCGUCGCGGGCGCGAACCAGGGCAGGACAAGGGUGAUUCAACGCGCGAACCAGAUCUGCUCGUUGACCAAGGACGGCGGCCUCUUCCCGGAGCUCGGCGCCGACCUCGUGUCCUGGCCCGUGGGGCCGGACCCGUCGACGGCCGCCGCGUCCCAGUUCGUCGCCCGCGCGGAGACGCUCUGCGCGGAGGUGACGAUGGUGACCUGUAUCGGCGCGCCCUGCUGGGUCGACUCGCGCGUCGACUCGCUCAACGCGACGUGCCUCUGCGCGCUGCUCCCGAAGCGGCGCGACGUCUACAUCGCGCCGUCCUACGGGUUCCUGGACCACGUCACGUCGGCCGUCGGCGGCGGCGGCGACCAGUGCGACCUCUUCACGGGCUCGUCGACGUGCGCGGUCAACGGCGACUCGCUCAUGGCCACGUGGCUCGCGGCGCCCCAGCUCACGGCCGAGGACUCGAACAGGUUGGCCGCGGCCGCGCUCGACUCCUACGACACGCUCGCGGUCCGCGCGGGCUCGAGCGCGUUCCCGUGCCGGGGGCUCGUCGAGGCGUCGCUGCCCUACGACGACGACCCCACCCACGACGACGGCGACGUCGACGACGGCGGACGACGGCUCUACGACGACCUCGUCGACGACGGCGCGGCCGGCCUGGACGACCCCGCGGACGACGGCGCGGCCGGCCUGGACGACCCCGCGGACGACGGCGCGGCCGGCCUGGACGACCCGGGCCUCGUCGACGACGGCGCGCUGCCUUAG
Aureococcus anophagefferens is the source of this 1188-nucleotide messenger RNA. RefSeq lists its product as hypothetical. The record is from RefSeq and is a predicted model, not a curated record. The transcript has 2 exons. Lineage: Eukaryota; Pelagophyceae; Pelagomonadales; Pelagomonadaceae. Bases 1 to 1188 code for a protein of 395 amino acids.